AUGUCUACGGUUCGCUACUGUGUCAUCGAUGUUUUCUCUUCAACUGCCUAUCAAGGAAACCCUCUUGCAGUGGUAGACACCACAUCCUCAUCUCUCACCGAUACUCAGAUGAGACUGAUAGCAAGACAAUUUAAUCUAUCCGAAACAACCUUCAUCUAUCCACCAACAGACCCCAAAGCCACCUGGCGACUGCGAUCAUUUCUCCCCAAUGGAGAAGAAGUCUUUGGGGCAGGUCAUAAUUCGCUCGGUGCUUGGUGGUGGAUUGCACAUUCGGGGCUCUUAGGAAGCAUUUUUGAUGGGUCUCAAGGUGGAAACACCUAUUAUCAACAACUUGGUAGCGAUAUUCUCUCCGUUGAGGUAUCAGGAUCAAAUGCAGAAGAUCUUGUCAUUUCAAUGCGCCAGGGGAACCCGCAGUUCAUGAGCAAACAUACCAAUCUCGAUUCCCUUGCUGGAUCUAUUGGACUCAAUGCUUCUGACAUCGGAUUAAAUAUAUCAGGAGUCGAACUUGAUCAACCAAUGGUGGUCACCACCUCGCCUGCCCGACAUCUUCUAGUUCCCGUCCGUACUCAGGAAGUCCUCCGAAAAGUCAAAUUUGCCGACAAGGAAGUUAUUUCAAAAGAGCUUGCCAGCACAGAAAGCCACAAUAGUGGUAUUUAUGUUUUCACUUCUGCUGGUCAUGACUCGCCAUCACAGAUCCCCAGAUUCGAGGCCCGAUUCUUCAGCCCCGGAAUGUCGAUGGAAGACCCAGCUACAGGGUCAGCUGCUGGGCCUCUGGCUGCGUAUAUGUGGGCUAAUCAUGCAGUUGGGUCAGCGGAGAACGGAACAUACAAUAUUGAAGUUAUUCAGGGCGUGCAGACUGGAAGGAAAUGUUUGAUGAAGCUGAGCAUUGAGCCGAACGAAGAAGGCUCAGCUAGCAUCAUGAUAUCUGGAACGGGCGUCCUCGUUGCUGAUGGGAAUAUUAUCGUUCCAAAUUCCGAUAUAUGUUUCUAG
Messenger RNA from Penicillium soppii, 990 nucleotides. RefSeq names its product PhzF family phenazine biosynthesis protein. Bases 1 to 990 code for a protein of 329 amino acids. Gene Ontology annotation, molecular function: isomerase activity. Lineage: Eukaryota; Fungi; Ascomycota; Eurotiomycetes; Eurotiales; Aspergillaceae. Gene Ontology annotation, cellular component: cytoplasm. The transcript has a single exon. The record is from RefSeq and is a predicted model, not a curated record. Gene Ontology annotation, biological process: biosynthetic process.